This is a messenger RNA of Paramecium sonneborni, 385 nucleotides long. The record is from the annotation of a GenBank genome assembly. NCBI's taxonomy places the organism in Eukaryota, Ciliophora, Oligohymenophorea, Peniculida, Parameciidae.
AAUGGGAAGUAUUUGUAAAUAAUAAGCACAAUAAUAAAUUGAAAUUCAAAAUGAAGUUAAACUCUCUAAAGGCUCUGAAAAAAAAGACUAACUCAAACGAAAUACUGAAACUUCUGGAGGAACUUUAUAAUAUAAUUAAAAUAGCACUAAGCAAUUUUCAAUUAAGAAAGACCCUUUGGCUAGUUAUUUGAAUGAAAGUUUAAGUGAUUCUGAUUCUGAUUCAGAACAAAGCAAACCAAAUCAAUAAAUUUUUACUAAUUUUGUUACUUUUUAAGCACUACCUUCCUAAAAAUAAAUGAUUCCCAAAUUUGAAGUGCUUAAAGAUUAAUUUAAAAAUGAAAUGCUCUAACAAAUUAAUAUGCAGAAUCAGAGAAAACAAUUUUGA